Molecule: messenger RNA, 5734 nt
Organism: Bursaphelenchus okinawaensis
Lineage: Eukaryota; Metazoa; Nematoda; Chromadorea; Rhabditida; Aphelenchoididae
Source: the annotation of a GenBank genome assembly
AUGUUGGCCCUUUCGGACGGGAUGGGCCGUCAGCUACCGCACUCGCAACAGUCGCAACUCAAUCAAUUGGAUCUUCGCACACUGCAGAACCUCUUAAUGAACCCGCAACCUCAGCUGGGCCUGAACUUGAAUCGCAGCCCGAACUUGUUAAGUAAUUCGUUGUUGGACCUUCAGCUGUUGGCCAACCUGCCCGGUUUGGGUGGGAACUUGUUGGGUCAACAGCUUUUGCCCGGUGGCCUCGGGUCGAGGACGCCGAUUGGGAUUGGCACUGGUCUUGGUGAUCCGCUAUGUAAGGUUUUACAAUGGGUUUUAUUAGUGUCAUAUUGGGUUUUUGGGAUAUUUUUGUGGCUUUUUUGGGCUAUUUCUUUGCAUUUUGGGGUAUUUUCUUGUCUUUUUGUGCCUUGAAAUGACUUAAAACGCGUUUUUGAGCAUUUUUGGAAGUGGAAAUUUAGUGGAAGAUUCGCAAUGUAAUUUGCAUUAAAAAUCUUCCACCAAACUUCCACUUCAAAAAAUUGUCAGAAAUCCAUUUUUAGGCCAUUUUAGGACUUUUUGAAAAUGGAAGUUGAGUGGAAGAUUUUCAGUGCAAAAUACAUUACAAAUCUUCCACUCAACUUCCACUUUUAAAAAACUUUCAAAAUCUGUCCAAAUUAGUUUUUAAAUAAUUUUUAUGAAUACACUCCGUAUUUUACACAAAAAAUUUUUAGCCCACCCCUUGUACAGUAACAAUACAUGUCAAUGGCUACAGUGCAACGCCCACUGUGAUUCCAUGGCGUCCUUCAUGCAGCAUCUGAACUCGUCGCACGCUACGGACGAAACGACGAUCGCUCAGUACAAGCUUCAGAUUGGGAUUGUGGAUGGGCUGGAGCAUCGACUGAAUGAGGAACGAUCUCGUCUUCAGGCAAUGAUGCAGCAUCUUCAGAUGAAGCAUUCUCCAGAUUCCACACAGCCAUUGCUAGGCUUGAACGUGACAAAACCAUCAACCACCGUGACGAAUCGAAGCCCCAUGAUGUCGCCGAAAGUUAGUCAGGCUGGAUUUGGGGAUGUUGAGCAGGUAGGCACUAGUUUUUACUAAAUUUGGCAUUUAUGGUUUUUUGGGACAUUUUAUACGGUGAAACAUGUUUUAUGGGGAACAUGUUUUAUCGUAUAACUUGUCACAUUUUGAAUGUUUUAGCAAAAAAUAUGAUAAAAUAUGAUUGAAAAUAGACAAAAGAGACUAUAUAAAAAGAUUUUUAAUUUUUUUAUGUCAGGGACAAGUUAUACGGUGAAACAUUUUAAAAGGUUGGACAUGUUUCAUCGUAUAAAAUGUCCCUUUUAAAAAUUAUGGCAAAAUCGCUUACUAUACUGGCAAUUCUGAUCAUGAAAAUGUGCAUUUUACGCUAAUUUUUAAUAUUCGCAUUUUAGGUGACAUGUUAUACGAUAAAAUAUAUCCAGACAUGUUUCAUCGUAUAACAUGUCGGUUUUUGAAAAUUUGACGAAACAGUCAACAAUACUAACAACAUUGACCAUGGAAAUGCGUAUUUCAUAUUACUUUUUAAUUUGAGUUUUAGAUGAUAUGUUAUACGAUGUUAAACAUGCUUGCCCGUACACAUUUCAUCGUAUAUCAUGUCACUUUUUAAAAAUUUUUAAAAAUGACAAAAAACAUGUUUAAACACCCCAUACCGUAUAAAAUGUUAAUACUCUGAGUGGGUUUCCACUACAUAGUAAUUAACAUACGACGCUAAUCUACUGGUCGACAACAAUGUAAAGCAGAUUAUCGUCGUAUGUGUUUACAAAUAAUUUCAUGAAAUACGAAAAUCUAAUCCCUGACACAUGUGUACUCAUUACUAAACACAAUACUAUUGAGUAUGAGGGUAUUAUACUCGGUAAAUUAACGAGUUAUAACAUGUAGUCUUGUCAUGGUGGUGCCGACAUAUAGAACCCGCCACAUUUUACCUGUAAUUGCCUGCAAAAAAUGGCGGGUUCUUUAUGUCGGUACCUAAUGCAUUCAUUGAUAAGUCGAAAUAUAGUUGAAAAUACUAAUCUCGAAAUAUAAAUAACACAUUUUCGUAUGUUUCAAUGUAGUAAGGAUUAAAAUUUUAUAGUUUAUUACAUUUUGACUUGAACUUAUUGCACCGGGAUUAACAUAUACCAUAGUAAACAUGGUGUAUGUCAACCUUGUUAAUCUCGACGGAAUGUUUGGAACAUCAAAGUUGAGAAUUUGAAACAAUUUCAUGUUAGAAUGUCCAAACAAAUCGUUUUAAGCAGUAAAAUUCUUAUAAAAAAAUUGAAAGUGAUAUGUUAUACGAUGAAACAUGUACGGGCACAUUUCAUCGUAUAACUUGUCACCUAAAAUAUUAAUGUAAAAUACGCGCUUUUAUGAUCAGACUUGUAAGUAUGAUCAGCUGUUUUGCUAAAAUUUUAAAAAGGGACACGUUAUACGAUGAAACGUGUACGGACGUACUUCAUCGUAUAAAAUGUCACCUAAAAUGCAAAUAUCAAAAAAUAGUGUCAAAUACGCAUCUUUAUGGUCAGCUUCAUUAGUAUUGUUAACUGUUUUAUCAAAAUUUAAAAAACGGACAUGUUAUACGAUGAAACCUGUCCACAUUAUUAAAUUCAAAAAAAAUUUAGAAUUUCAAAAAAUUUCAGAAACCAACUUUUGGCGUGUCAGCAUCAAACCCACCAAGCAAUUUCCAACGCAAUGUGGCCUCAAAUAUGUCGGCUUCAUCGGCCAGUUCGAACAUUUUGAACUCAUUCUCACAACAAAACAGCGCUCCUGGUGCUAAUAUCGGCGCUGUAAGUUUGAAAUCUUUUUAAAAAUGACUUUUUGGGUGUAUAAUGGCACUAGCUUUCUUUACGGUACAAGAAAAGGUAUUUAUUAAAGAGUGGAAGUUGGGUGGAAGAUUUGUAAUGUAUUUUGCACUGAAAAUCUUCCACUCAACUUCCACUUUUUAAACCUUUCUUAAAAUGGGUGAAAAUUAUACUUUUAGGUAAAAUACGGAAUCAAAAGCAACAAGAAUGUUUUUUUUUCAAAUUUACAGUGACUUUCAAAACCUUACUAUGCCCCCUUCCGAGCUCUGUCUUUUUCAUGACCCCUGCCCUUAUCAUUAUGUUGUACAUAUACCCUCUACUACCCCUACCCUCCAUGCCACUACUAUUUUUCUGGUCUUUACCCCAAUUUUUUGUCUUGCUCAUACCCCAUCCUUACCUCUUACCAUAAUUUUUUUAUGACCACCCCCCCCUCAUACUACUAGUAGUUACUUCCCCUUCCAAACCCUCUCUUGUCUGUUCCAACCUCCUCUAACCCUGCCAUUUCCAAUAUUAUUAUUCGGCGCAAAACGCGAAAAAAUUGUUUUUUUGAAACAUUUGGAAGAUUUUGAGUGCAAAAUACAUUACAAAUCUUCAACUCAGCUUCCAUUUUUUUCAAUUAGAAAUUUAGCGAAAAAAUGACCAUAAUUUUAUUUUCGGAGGCUAUAAAGUGAUUUUAUAGGCUUUUUUAGAGCUAGAAAAUCACAUUUUUAAAUUUUUACAGUACGAUGCUAACGAGUACGAUCUUUUUCAGUCCGACUCCUCCAACCGGUCAAUAAAAUCUGAACAAGAUGCGGUCCAACCCCUGCCCACGCCUCAUUCGCCUUCACUCUCCCCUUCAAGAUCCGAGACUCGUGACAUGUUUGGUGCGCCUAGUCUCGCUGGUACCUCACCGUCCGACUCGCCCAACCCAAUGGCUUCGUCUUCAAACCAGGCCAGAAGGCGGGUGUCGGACAAAGCCGUACUGCCAAUUGGGGCGGAUAUUGCCAAAAAUCGCGAGUAUUACAAGAAUAACGAUGUUCGACCGCCUUAUACCUAUGCUUCAUUGAUACGACAAGCCAUCAUGGAGUCGAAGGAUCGACAGUUGACGUUGAAUGAGAUUUAUCAGUGGUUUCAGGAGACUUUUGCUUAUUUUAGAAGGAAUGCCGCUACUUGGAAGGUGGGUUUUUAACGGGAUAACAAUAUAAAUGGCACUUUUAAGGCUUAGAUAAGCAUUAAAAGGGUCUUAUAGGGCCUGAAAAAAUUUUUUGCACUUUUUGGAAGUGGAAAUUUAGUGGAAGAUUCGCAAUGUAAUUUGCACUGAAAAUCUUCCACCAAACUACCACUCCCAAAAAUGCUCCAAAACGUGUUUUUAGGCCAUUUUAAGACUUUUUGAAAAUGGAAGUUAGGUGGAAGAUUUUCAAUGCGAAUUACAUUACAUAUCUUCCACUCAACUUCCAUUUUUUGAAAAGACCGUUUUUGGUUUUUAAUUGAAUUUUUUGACUUUUUAUGGACUUUUGGGGUAGUUUUUGGAAUUUUUUGGUUUUGUAAAGAAAGUUUUUGCUAUUUUUAUCAUUUUAAAGUACACUUUUAAUAAGUUUUGUCGUUUCAGAACGCAGUUCGCCACAACUUAUCGCUCCACAAAUGUUUCGCUCGAGUCGAGCAGAACGUGAAAGGAGCGGUAUGGACGGUGGACGACUCCGAGUUUUACAAACGUCGACCUCAACGUUCCAACGCGGCCGUAGCACGUGCUGCGCUAGCACUGAAGAACGCUGGCGACUCGGCCGCGUCUAGUCCAGCCCCAGCCACAGAUAUUCAUCAUCAACAGAACGCCUUAAACAUGCUGCAACAAGCCCAAUUCUUGGACUUAUUGCAGAACGUAACCCAGCCUAACAGUACCAAUGGUACCAAUCCUCUCACUUUGUUGUCGCGAGCUGCGGCCCACUUUGGGCAGGGCGCGAACGAGGACUUGCAGAUGGAGGUGGAGAACAAAAGGGCCAGAAGUCAGAGUCCUAGGCUUGUCAUUGAUGAACUCUUUGCACCGAUGAGUGCUGGUGCCAAUACUCUUAGGCUUAAUGGUAAGAAUUUUAAAAAAAAGUAAUUCUUUAUUAAGAAAAAAAUGAAAUUAGGCUUAAAAUACAAUUUUUAACGUCUUAAAACAUCAAAAACUAAUCAAAUUUAAAACAUAAAUUGCUGGUAACGUCGUAUUUUACAUUAAAAAUGACUGACACUUUUUGGGAUUGGAAGUUCUGUGGAAGAUUUGUAAUGUAUUUUGCACUGAAAAUCUUCCACUCAAUUUCCACUUUUAAAAAGUGUCAAAAAGUCAUUUUUAGGCCAUUUUAAGACAUUUUAAAAAUGGAAGUUGAGUGGAAGAUUUUCAGUGCAAAUUACAUUACAAAUGUUCCACCAAACUUCCACUUUUUAAAUGAGGGUUUUUUUGAUUCUGGGUUCAUUGGCAUGAUUUUUAGGCUUAUCUUUUAGCUUGUUUUGUGAUUUUGGGCACAUUUUUUGUUUUUUUUUCUAUUUUUGGGCUUAUAUUUCUUAAUUUUUUCCAUUUUUAGGCUUAAUUUUUUAAAUUUUUUCUACUUUUAUGUCUAUGUUUUAAGAUUUUUUUAAAUUUCAAAACUAAAUUAACCUUGUUCUUUCAGACCCCAUCUCCCACUCCUCCUCCCAGCCCCUCAGGCCGUUCUCACGGGCCGAAGGUGCCACCGACUACCCCCUGAACGCCUUAAGCCAAGCCAACAACGAAGCGUUGCAGGCGUUGCUGAAGUCGGCCAGCAACCAAAUGAACAUUUUCUCAUCGCUCGAAGACAAAACCAUCGCUAACUUUGUUAACGCGACAAACCCGACCGUCGCGACAAGUUCGCUGGACCUGUCGCCGAACCUGGUCGAGGAGCAAAGCCCAUUGUCGCGACAGGACUCGAGCGACGAGAGUAUUGAUGUGCAAAGAAGGAGCAACUCACCAAAUUGA